Molecule: messenger RNA, 3336 nt
Organism: Peronospora matthiolae
Lineage: Eukaryota; Oomycota; Peronosporomycetes; Peronosporales; Peronosporaceae
Source: the annotation of a GenBank genome assembly
AUGGAGAAAGGGUCAGCGGCUCGCACGAAAGAAGCCAAAAGCAAGAAGAAAAAGAAAUCGCGAGGCAAAGCGGUUCGUGCGAAUAAAGUGCGAGCUGCGAACAACGCGGGCGGAUUCGUGCUAGCUGCAAAUGAUGCGAUUGGCAUCGAUCGAGGCGACUGGAUACUUGACAGUGGCGCGAGCAGGCACCUCGUGAACGAUGAGUCGCUGCUGAUCGACUCGACCGCCUGCGUCUACGAGAUCGCCAUGGCAGAUGGGGAGUCACUGCGGCUGACGCGUGUCGGGAGGGUGCGCCUUGAGGUCCUCGCGCGCGGUGUGAAGGUGAUUGUGACUCUGACAGAAGUCUAUCUUGCUCCACGUCUGGCGAAGAACAUCGUCUCGUACGGGAAGCUGGAGAGCAAAGGGUUUGCCCUCGUGUACGAUGGCAACAAACGAGCGCUAGCGCGGCGCAGCGACGGUACAGUCGUGUUCGACGUAGCGAUUGACAGUAACGUGUUAUACGUUAAGACGACAGCGACACGCGAGAGGCACAGAGCUGGAGAUGCGAUCGUGGCUGCGCUCGAAGCGCGCGCGAUGGAUGGUGAUGCGGAUGACAUGCACGAAGCCUCGCUGCUGCACUGGCACCAGAGAAUUGGCCACCUCGCGUUCGAUACGAUCGAGCGUAUGGCGCGAGAUCCGUCAUCGGGUAUUCGAUUGACCAGCAACAAGCGCAUGGCAUGCGUAAAAUGCCUCAAGGGCAAACAGACGCGCAACACGCAGUCACAACAAGACAGCGGCACCAACUCGCCAAUCGACAGGAUCGGCGGCGUCAUCUGCUCGGACCUUAAGGGUCCCAUGACACCGCAGGAUCGCCUCGGCAAUCGAUAUAUGGUGAACUUUAUCGACCAUAAAUCGAACUAUUGUCGAGUAUUCCUUGCGCGCACGAAAGACGCGGCGGCGAAGCAGUUUGAAGCCUUCCUCGUCCACUUUGAGAAGCUCUUCGGCUUCAAGGUCCACGUUCUGCGGACGGACGGAGGAGGCGAGUAUGCAAACGUCGACUUGUUCUGUAAACGCACGGGUGUCGCACGCCAAGUGUCGGAAGCUCGCAACCAGGCAUCGAAUGGCAAGGCAGAGAGGAUGCACCGCACGGUGCUAAACCUCGCACGCAGCAUGAUGUUCGCGAGCGCGCUACCGUUGCAGUUCUGGGGCGACGCGGUGCAGUACGCCGUCCACAUCUUGAACCGCAGCCCGACGCGAGCCAAUGCAAAGAGAGCGUCGCCUAUCGAGGUGCUGACGGGUAAGUCGCCGGAUCUGCGCAGCAUCGUCGUCUUUGGGUCGUCGUGUAGCGUCUACCGGGACCCGCGCAAGAGCUCGCUACAGCGGCGCUCUCAGACUGGCAUCAUCGUGGGCGUCAGCGAGGAGACAAAGGGGUACAAGGUUCUUCUCCAGCGAGAGAACAAGGUGGUUGUAACACAACAUGUGAAGAAUAUCUCCACGCUCUCGGAUGCGCAGAACGCACAACUGCAGCGUGCGCUGGAAGUUGGCGAUCGAGCCGAUGGAGAGGCUGUAGUGGCGACCCGUGAUGACAAUAUACGAGCGCGAGAUUAUCGCGGUGCUCACGAGAAGAGUAAGAAGCCGUGGUCACGACAAGCGCACGGUACACGAAGCGCAUCAAAGCGCAAGCAAGCAGUUACGCGCCAGGAGGAGAGAUCUGCAAGCGACGAGGUGGUCAACGCAGCCUUCGAGCGCGACUUAUGCAACUAUGGCGAGGCCAUGCGGAGCUCUAAGCGCGCGGAGUGGCAGACGGCGAUGCAAGAAGAGAUCGCCGCUCUGGAGAGCAACGAUGUGUGGCGCGUGACGAAGCGUAGCCCGGGCGUGAACGCUCUUCACUCCAAGUGGGUCUUCAAGACCAAGACAGGGGCCGAUGGAGAGCUCGAGCGAUAUAAGGCGAGGCUUGUCGCAUGUGGCAAUGAGCAAGUGCUCGGCGUCGAUUACAACCUGACCUUUGCCGCAGUGAUGGACAUCUCGACGGCAACGGUAGUGCUGGCGCUCGCAGCAACCUGGGGCGUGCCGGCCAAGCAUGGAGACAUCCCGAACGCGUACGUGCGUGCCGAGAAGGAAGCACAUCUCGACAUCUGCUUGCAGGUGCCACGCGGUAUGAAUGUGUCAGAGAGCACUCUGCGCAAUGUUGGCGCUAUGCAUCCAGGCGAGGUCGUCUUGGAGCUGCGGAGAAGCCUUUACGGGCUGAAGCAAGCCGGGCGCCUCUGGAGCCAGUUGCUCCAUGCGCGACUCAGCGAUGCGGGGUACGUGCGCUGCGUGUCAGACAUGUGUCUGUACCACAAGCGCGACGGCGAAGAGCUGGUCGUAGUUGGCGUCUACGUCGAUGAUUUGCUGGCGACGGGAACGAGCGUCGCGGCAGUCGAGAGCUUCUUCGCGAGCCUGGCGUCGCUGUCAAUCAAGGACCUCGGCCAUGUCCACAAGUUCCUGGGAAUGCGAGUGGAACUCGGGAGCGACGGCGCGUACCGCAUCGACCAGGAGGAGGCCAUCAAGGAGCUACUGCGUGCUCAUGGGAUGUGCGAUGCGAAUCCGACGAAGACGCCGAUUGGAGGUGACUGCUACGAGGUCGUAGGCGACGACGCCGCGCUUCUUGGAACAACGAGCACGGGCGGUGGUGCAACCAUCAACGCGUUCCAGCCCCGCGUCGGGAGCCUGCUGUGGGUCGCACGGUGCUCAAGGCCUGACAUUGCCUUUGCAGUGCAUAAAGCAACUAGGCAGACACAUGCGCCGCGGGUACUCGACUGGAAGCUCGCCAAGCGUGUUGCUCGGUACCUAAAGGGGACAGCGAUGCUCAAGCUCGAGAUGGCGCCAGAGCGAACGAGCCGAGACGCGCUGCGUCUCGAAGCCUAUAGCGAUGCCGACUUCGCGGCUGACAAAGCGGACCGGAAGUCACUAACUGGAGGCGUCGUGCUUCUAAAUGGGAUGGCGGUGUCAUGGACCGCGAAGAAACAGGGCGGAGUGAGUCUCUCGACGAUGGAGGCCGAAUUCGUCGCGGCGUCGGAGGUUGCGCGCGAGCUCAUUGGCUUGCACCAGAUGCUCGGAGAAGUGGGCAUGGCGCCGGUUGUCCCUAUGCUGAUGCACGUGGACAACCAGGCAGCCAUAAGUCAGAUCGAAGGCGAAGCCUCGUCGAUCAAGGCCAAGCACAUCGACGUGCGGCACAAGUAUCUGCGCGACCUCGCUCGUCGUGGGAUCAUCACGGCGCAGCACGUUCGAUCCGAACUGAUGAUAGCGGAUCUGAUGACGAAGGCCGUCGAUGCAAACAAGCUGGCGGCGCUGCGUAGCCUGAUGCGGCUCGAGUAA